AUGGCUCGAGUGCGGUUGUCAUUUUUAUUGAUAAACUGCAUUUUUUUGUGUGAAAUUCAGUGUGCUAAAAUACUUGCAGUGUUUCCGACUCCCUCCAUAAGUCACCAAGUGGUAUUCCGCCCUUACAUCCACGAGUUGGUGAAACGAGGACAUGAAGUCGUCUUGGUUACGCCAGAUCCCGCGUUUCCCAAAGGACAGGCUCCCGCUAACCUCACUGAAAUUGAUGUACACGACAUAUCAUACACGUAUUGGGAAGAUAUUAUGAGCAUACACGACGGUAGGAAGGGUAACAUUAUAAAACAAUUCACAAUUGUGUUCGAAAAAUUUACGAACGUGUUUGAAAAGCAGUUGCUUGCACCAGAAUUUCAAAGGAUAUUGAAAGAAGAAAAGGAUACCUUUGAUCUCAUAAUCGUUGAAAUGACCGUUCGAACUGCACUCGGUUUAGGGCAUCUACUGAAAAAACCAAUGAUACUAUUCAGUUCUUUAGGCGGUGCGUCAUCUCAGUUCGAUCAGUUCGGAGCCCCUAUGCAUCCGAUUGUCUUUCCUACGUUUGUGAACCAACGAGUGUACAACUUGAGUAUGGUGGAGAAAUGCUGGGAGCUCUUUAAGUAUCUUACUAUAGAAUAUAUGGUGGUGUACACGUAUAAUUAUGAUCUUGAUGUGGCGAAAAGAUACUUCGGUGAGGACAUGCCAGGUUUUGAAGAGGUGUUUGAUGAGUACGUUCAUAUGCUCAUACUGAACGAACAUCAGAUAUGGGCUGAAAACCACCCGGUACCGCCAAAUAUAUUGUUCGUUGGUGGAAUCCACCAAGCACCUGACAUGACACUUCCUUCAGAUCUACAAAAUUAUUUGGAUACUUCGAAAGCCGGUGUCAUAUAUAUUAGCUUUGGUACAAAUGUAAGAACAAAAGUACUUUCAUUAGAAACAGUGAAGCUGAUGGCGAAAGUAUUUUCGGAAUUACCCUACGAUGUAUUGUGGAAGUGGGAUGAAGAUGAGUUGCCUGGCAGAUCGGGCAAUGUGAAGAUAUCAAAAUGGUUACCCCAGGCGCAAUUACUAAAGCAUCCAAACAUAAAACUGUUUGUGACGCAAGGCGGUCUCCAAUCGACGGAUGAAGCCAUAAACGCAGCUGUGCCAGUCAUAGGCAUUCCCAUGCUGGGAGACCAGUGGUAUAACACAGAGAAGUAUGUACGUCACAAGAUUGGUCUGCAACUGGAUAUACAUUCACUAACAGAAGAAACAUUCAAGAGUGGUAUUACAACUGUUAUAGAAAAUAAUAGCUAUAAAGAAAACAUACUGAGGCUUCGCACUCUAAUGCAAGAUCAUCCAAUCAAGCCACUCGAUUUGGCAAUAUGGUGGACCGAGUACAUUCUACGUCAUGGCGGGAAACAUUUAAGGUCCCCAGCUGCGAGUAUGCCUUGGACCACGUACUAUGAAUUACCCCUAGUUUUUACCAUAUUGUUAAUAUUGUGUAUUAUAUUUGUGUUAUUCAUAUUAGUUGUAUGUUUUAUUAUUAAAAAGUGCGUAUUUAAAAAUGUUAAAGGGAAAUCGAAAAUUAGUUAG
This is a messenger RNA of Zerene cesonia (dogface butterfly), 1560 nucleotides long. RefSeq names its product UDP-glucosyltransferase 2-like. The transcript has 4 exons. The record is from RefSeq and is a predicted model, not a curated record. The coding region runs from base 1 to 1560 and encodes 519 amino acids. Lineage: Eukaryota; Metazoa; Arthropoda; Insecta; Lepidoptera; Pieridae. Gene Ontology annotation, molecular function: UDP-glycosyltransferase activity.